CGUGGUACCCUUUAGAAGCCGAAGCACGUGUGAAACGGAUAAAAUAUGUUUAAUCCUGUACAAAUAAAACAUGAAUGUAUAGGAGUAGAUGAUGCUAACUCAGAUGACAGAAUUAAUACACCAUUGGAUAAUUCGAAUCAUCCGAUAUUCAAUAAUGAAGGUGUUGAAUACAGAUAUAAUCAAUUACCGCAAUUCUGGAAUUAUACACAAUUGUCAAAUGAGAUACAACCAAAAACUGAAAUUUGUGGCCAACAAAAUUUGUUUAGAAUACAAGAAAAUGAUCCUAUAGCAUACAUGAAAGGCUACGUACAAAAUGGUAUGUUGGUCCAAGUUAAUCAAGAUGGAAAUAUAAACCAGAAUCAAAUAUGCUACCAAUACCAUACAAAUGCUACUAUGAAAAAUGAACAGUCACUCCUUUCAGAAGGAGUACAACAAUCCAAACUUGCAAAUCAAGUAAUGACAAUUUCAGAGCCAGUACCCUCAAUGAAAUUGAAUCGUCCUGGAAGACCACCCAGAAGCUCCUCUGAAUUAAAUGAAGGAAAAAAGUUUAAAUGCCAGUGUGAAAUAUGUUUCAAAGAAUUUGGUCACAAAAGUAAUUUAUUUAUACAUAUGAGGACCCAUAAUGGAGAACGACCAUAUAAAUGUAAUCAAUGUAACAAGUGUUUUACACACAGUGGUAAUUUAGUUAUUCACAUGAGAACACAUUCCGGUGAGAGACCUUAUGGUUGCCAAAUAUGUGGAAAAAUGUUUAGUCAUAGUGGAAACUUGUCGACGCAUUUACGAACUCAUUCAGGUGUAAAACCAUACAAAUGUAGUAUAUGUGGUAAAGAAUUCAGACAUAGCGGGAAUUUAUCAAUACAUGAAAGGAUACAUUCCGGUAUUAAGCCUUUUCAAUGCAAAGUUUGUGGAAAAGAUUUUUAUCACAGUGGAAAUUUAACGACUCAUAUGAAGAAACAUCCUAUAGGUAUUAAUGCUAGUGUUAAUGAAUGUAAAAAUAAUGAAGACCAGGCAAUACCUGCUACAGUUAAUUGUAACAAUGCUGGAUCCUUAAGUACAUUUACAAAUAAUUUACCGCUGAGUUCAGCUACUGACAUCAAAGUGAUACCUAGUGCAAGCAAUACUGUUCCUAUAAAACAUGAAGGUAAUGAUAAGGGAUUAACAAGUGGCGUUGAAAUCUUAACGUCGACUUAA
Molecule: messenger RNA, 1191 nt
Organism: Dufourea novaeangliae
Lineage: Eukaryota; Metazoa; Arthropoda; Insecta; Hymenoptera; Halictidae
Product: zinc finger protein 665-like
Exons: 3
Coding region: 46-1191 (381 amino acids)
Biological process (GO): regulation of transcription by RNA polymerase II; central nervous system development
Cellular component (GO): nucleus
Molecular function (GO): DNA-binding transcription factor activity, RNA polymerase II-specific; RNA polymerase II cis-regulatory region sequence-specific DNA binding
Source: RefSeq, a predicted model, not a curated record